AUGAAGCAAGUCCUUGUUGCGAGCUCGGUGGCGCUUGCAUCGCGGCUAGGUCUUUCCUUGAAGGUGCCUGCUAGCCUGGUGGAAGUGGAGCUGGAUGCGGCGGACUGUUUCUCAUAUUCGUGUAGCGAGGGCUACGUUCUCAAAUCCAACUUCCACGAGAUCACGGGCAGCUCUGACAGCGAGUGCUGCCAGCCCACGUGCGCAUUGUGGUCAUGCACGGGGCAUUUUGUCGCCAAUGAUUCCUACAAGGGCAACACCGGCAGCAGCAACGAGCAGUGCUGCGAUCAGACCUGCGCAGCUGUGACGUGCCCCAAAGACCAGAAGGUGCCAUUGGAACUGAGGGACUCCCCCGGAAGGACACCGAAGGACUGCUGCAAGGACACCUGCGCUGCUGUUGUGUGCGAGCCCUUCCACGUGCCCAUCAGGGCGAACCUGCAUUCUGUAUAUCCAGAUGGUGAAGACCAGAGCUUCUGCUGUGAGCCAACCUGUGGCGCCUACACCUGCGACUACCGCAAGGGCUUGGUGCUGGAUCCAGCGAAAAGGAUGGUUGCCAAUCCGAGCGAUGGGACUUGCUGCACAGCAACGUGCUCCAAGACGGCUUGCCCUGCCGGCUUCGAGACGCGCCCGGAAAACGCCAACAAGGAUGCACGGGAAGUGGAAUGCUGCGAGCCCCUUUGCAGCUCGCACUCCUGCAGCAGCGGCUGGGUCCCGGAUGAGACCAGGGCGGAGCGGGUGGGCAAUACAGAUCAGGAGUGCUGCCGAAGGACCUGCAAGGAAUACACUUGCUCUGCCGGCUGGGCGACAAAUCCAGCAGCUGCAGGCAAAAUUGGUGUUGACGACGAAACUUGCUGCUCGAAGACUUGCGCACAGUUUCAGGAGCAGUGUACUGGAGACUACGCGCCAAACGGCGCGACGAAUAACACAGUUGGCCAUACUGCUGAGACGUGCUGCUCCAAGACCUGUGCUUUAUACUCCUGUGGCACGGGCGUCGUCAUUCCCAAGAGCCAGAGUGUUGUUGGAAGCUCCGACGAGCUUUGCUGCGAAAACAGCCGUUGCCCGGCAAUGCGCAAUAUGACGAAGAUCGAUAGCGCCAAGGGCUGCAACUCGUUGGGCGAGGACGUUUGCUCCAAGCACUUUGUCGAACUGAAGAACAGCAUCACCAACAAGACGGAUGCGCUUGCUUGUCAAAUGACUGACAUCGGCCUCUGCGGUUUGGGUAGCGUUCCUGAAGUCCUCCCCACCGACUGCGCGGAGUAG
This is a messenger RNA of Symbiodinium sp. CCMP2456, 1257 nucleotides long. NCBI's taxonomy places the organism in Eukaryota, Dinophyceae, Suessiales, Symbiodiniaceae. The record is from the annotation of a GenBank genome assembly.